Molecule: messenger RNA, 14658 nt
Organism: Lymnaea stagnalis (great pond snail)
Lineage: Eukaryota; Metazoa; Mollusca; Gastropoda; Lymnaeidae
Source: the annotation of a GenBank genome assembly
AGUACUUGAAGACGGAAGUCCAAGAGUAGAAAAAAAUAAACAAGGGAAGCACAACCCCCUUUCUUUCAUAUGAACAUUGAGAUAGAUACGCAAUUUGACUUUUUACUAUAACAUAGGUCCAAUUUUUCAAUAAAAACCUUUCGUAAAUAUCUUGAGGAAUAACAUGUUUUUGAUAUGUAAGUAACUAUAUCUAUAUUAUUGACUUCAGUCGACUUUAAAAAAAAAAUAAAAUACUCAGCUACCCUGACUCAGCCUGACUGAUGACUUGACUCAGUCAGUAUCAGUGAGAGACUGACUGAAAUAAUUAUAUAACUUAUUUUACUUUUAAGUUUAGUAUAAGUUUAUUAGUUAGUCCUACGUAGAGUGCAAUUAUUCCUUCCUCACACAGGCCUCACAGAUUGAACUAAGUAGAAACAUAAAAAAAAAACAUAGUUACAUAGUUACCACUUGAGGUCUUGCUAUAGUAUAUAUUAAAUAGCCGUAAAUUUUGACUAGGAUUGCCACUAUUUUCUCAAUGGCCGCCAUCUUGGUCAACACGUCAUGUGAAGUCAUCCCUAUGCCUAACCUGAACCCUAAAUCGAUCCGUAUGCCUAGAUACUUUGGUCAAAAAUGUAAACAUUUUUUAAAAAUAAACCAAUGGCACAGUUGAAUAGAGCUAAUUUUAAACAGAAUUAUAACACCAAAAUCAUAUUUUUAGUUGUUGUAGUUUUAAAGUUAUGAAUUUUUAAAGUACGACUUGGUUUGUCAUUUUUUAACAUGGACUGCAUCUCCACAUUCUGUGACCUCAUUCCACUGAUCGCGUCAUGCGCAAUGACUAUAUAGUUUAUAUAAGGCAACGCAUUCCCUAUCACUAAAAUACUGUUUAGGGUCGACUUAUUUUAAACUUUCAACUUUGGCACAUGAAUAAUUAAUAAAAGCUUUCCCUGACCAAUGGUUUAAUAGCUUUUGCACACGGCAAACUCUUAUGAAUGAAACUCUGAGAUAGUACUACGACGUAGCCGUUAUGCAAGUGGCUGUGAAUGGUUGCCAAUGACAACGUGUUGCACAGGGAAAAUUCUGAUCAUUUAUAAUAUGGACUCUGCAGGGUUUUUAAAGCUCAAAUUAAAACAUUUCCAGUUUAAAUGUCUUCAAAAUGCAUUCUGAAACACAAAAUAUAAAAUAUUUUGAUGUAUAUAGUGGUAAUAAUUAAAUAUUUCCUAAGUAUCGGCAACUUCCGCCAUUAAAAAGGGGGCGUGGCCCACGCCAUGUCGAAAUUAGGCUGAGCCACCUUAUGGUGAUAUGGGUCACUGUGACAAGUGUAACAAACGUGAGACACGACCUACAUCAAUGAAACUUGGCACAGAUAUAGAUCAAUAUCUAAUGCUCAUACAGAUUUAAUCAAAAAGGACCUUAUAUUAUUAUUUCACAAAAAAUUUUGUAUGCAAAGAUGCCUUAUAUAUACCAAAGAUUUUCAAAAUAAAGGUCGAUUGAAAAAAGCAAAAUAGCUGGCUAGAAAUGUAGGCCAAGAUGUCUUCCAAAUUAUAAGGCCGGAAACGGAACUCAAAUAUAUGUGGAAAGAACUAAUUUAAUAAUAAAUAGACACACACAUCGGAAAAUUAAAAACUCGGAUUUUUCGGCGCCGACAGCCAUUUCCGAUACAAAAAAAUAGUAGUCUCCCUUGUUUCAUCAAAGUAUCUAGUAUGCCUAACCUGAAACCUUAAAUCGAUCCUUAUUCCUAACCUGAACCCUAAAUCGAUCCCUAUGCCUAACCUGAACCCUAAAUCGAUCCCUAAAAUAAUUUAGUAAAAAUAAACAAUGGGAAGUCAAUCCCUGGAAAAUAAGUCCAGGCAAUCGUAACUAGGAUUAGAUUAAAUAGCUUACUUAAUAAGUUAAUUAAAAGGUUAUUGCUUCAUUAAGAUAAAAUAAAAUUCUUUUAUUGAUCCGAAUGGAUGGAAAUGUUUUUUUAUAAAUAAUCCAAGAAAAAAUCAGAAAAGUGAAAAAAAAAAAAAUUUAAAAUUACACAACUUAAUGUAUCAUUGUAUGAUCAAAUUAGGUAUGAAAAUGAAAAGAUAAUAGAAUAGGGGCCUAUAGACUAUCUAUUAUCUCCUCAAAAACGGUUGCGGAACAUAAAUUCAUACAAAUAGGAAAGGAAAAGAUUGCAGCUUGUGCCAAACUGUCUUUUCAGUUUGCGCUAUGUGCACAUCCAUGUGUUUUCAACAUUCUGUGUGUGGAAACUAGUAUCAUUUGCAUGAUUUGGAUAAUCAACAUUUUGUUAAUGCAUUGCAGCAGAGUGUUCAUAUAUUCCACGUCUGAUAUGGUUUAUGUUAGCAUAAGCUGUCCGAUACAAUCAGUGGUAAAUGUGAAGAGAUAGCACUGCGUUGUUUUUUUUAUCAUGGCCGCCAUCUUGGUUAUGGCGACCAACAAACUUAUGUCCUAAAUUAUCCUUAAACCUAACCUGAACCCCUAAAUCUGUCCCUAAACCUAACCUGAACCCUAAACUUAUCCCAAACCUGGGUUUUGACCCUAUCGGAACCAGGGUUUUUACCCUAUCGGAACCAGGGACAAUGAAGUCAGGGUGCUUUCUCUUCAGAUUAGCCCAAUCAGUGAGCCUGGAAUGAUAUAUCUUUCUAUACACUUCUGUAAAGUAAUGGCACCUCGACUAGAAACAACUACCACUUUCUCAUUCUAGGCCACUGAAAACUCUGUGGCCCUCUCUCCAUGAAAGAUGCAUAAGUCGAGGAAUAGUUCUACUAACUUAAUAAAAAUUUCAAACAAUGAACGUUGGUUAUUCUCUCUCACUUAAUUUCAUUGAUACCUAGUGUAUUCAUUUUGACCUUGACCUUAUUGACUAGUGAUAAACAAAUAAAAAAUGUAAAGCCUGGUGCAAAAUUGAGCAUAGCAACUUUACUAUGUCUCUUAGAUAUGCAGGAAUGCCAGGAAUAUCUAGAAGACCUGUGAUUACCCUCUUCCCUUGUGUAGUCGCAUUUGCAGGUUUAGUGCACAUACUGGCCUAUAAUUAUGAUAGAAGCAUUUAUUAUUCAUAUUUAUGAUAAAAUAUUUUAUAGUUAAAUACAAAAAGACAGCGUAUGUUAGUUUAUACUGGAAUUAAAGGACCAAUGAAAUUGAGGCUUAGUUAUAAUGCUAUCGUUAUGCACCACUACUAUUCUAAGAUUAGUCCCACAAUCUAAAUCUAAGCUAAACUAUUUUUUUUUAAAUGUACGCCACGUUAGGCCUUAUAGAACAGUUUAACAAGUUUAUAAUAAUUUAGGGUAAGGUAUGCAUUUAAAGUUAGUAGUUUAAAUAAUGGGUGAGUUUUUAUUAGCUCAAAGUAGUUCUGUAAUUGGCUAGAAAGCUGUGACACUAUGAAAACACUCUUAGAGAAAGUAAUUAAAAAACAACAAAAUUAUAGUAGAUCACAGUGAAUCAGUUGUUUAAAAAUAGUUAUAGUCAAACUAAGCCAAACUGUGUGUAAUAUAGUUGAUCUUUUAGUCAUACAUAACAUAUGAUAUUUUAUUAACAAUACAGAAAUGAUUUUGAACAGGAAUAUUUCAUUAACUAAUAUUACUAAUAAAAAACGCUCGAUGCUGCUAGGUGCUGUCCAUGGCUAGACAGGGGUAGAUAGUACUUGAGUGGGUGAGGUCAAGCCUUCUACCAUUUGUUGUUUUUAUUUGUAUACUUUUCUGUAAUUGCUAAUUUUUAUGUGAAGCCCAGUGAGCUAUAUAAAACCACCUAAAUAAUAAUAAUAAUAAUAAAUUUUGAGAUAGCCAUUUAAAAACAGCGGAAAGGACCCAUGGAAAUGGAAUAUCAUCUAGCCAUUAUUUAAGCUAUCUCAUGCCAAUUAGACUUAAGUUAAAUCCUGUAUUGUUAUUAUUAAAAUUCUUACUUUAUGAUUACUUUUACUUUCUUUGUUCUCGUAAAUCUGAACAAGAAUUGCAAUUCAAGCAUUAUUUUAAGUUACCCUUGAAUAUUUUUUCCCCAAAAUAAUUUGAAUAUUGUCCAAUCAAACAAUAAUUUUAAAGGCAGCAUUCGUUGUGGUUAAAUGGAGACUUUCAAAAUAUUAGAGUAUUAACCCAAUUUAUCCCAUGUCUCAAUCUGUUACAUGAAAUUUAGGACAUUAAAAUAUCUUAACCCUGAUUAACAUUCCUCAUUUAGGAUGACAAUCAUAUCUUAUUCUCAUUUCAACCAUUAGGCAUUUUUAUAGUUAUUGAAAUAUUUCUUUUUAAAACAUUCUGAAAAGCAUUAAAAAGUAACAUUUACUCAGCAUAGUUUUUUUGCCAAUGAAUGUCUCUGCAUACUUAGUUUGUGAGACAUGCUAAUUAUAUGUGGAUAAGUGUGUCAAUUAGUCAGAAGAAUGUUAACAGGAUGUGUCAGUUAGUUUAACCAUUGUAUGAAUCAGCUAUCAGACAAGUCAACAUUUCAUUGUCGAGUGUUUUGGGAAGGAUGUCUGAGAGAGAAUAUUUUUAUAACUUAUAUUACCUGGUAAGCUCUUAUCUGACAUCUUCACAAGUGAACAAGAGACAAUAUGAUGGGGGGAUAAACUGUGCGUCAGUUGAAUUAUGAUGGAGGACUUAGGAGGAAAUUCUUUAUAAGAAAGAAUAACGAAACCUGUUUUGUGUUGAUCUCUAUAAUAAUAGUAUAAUUUUAUAAUAGUGUAAUAGUAUUAUUGUAUAGUAGUAUCAUUGUAUACUAGUAUAAUUGUAUAGUUGUAUGACUGUAUAAUGGUAUCAUUGUACAAUCUUUAAAUGAGUCUGUUAUCUGAAGAAGUCUACACCCAAUCAGAUAUUAAUCCUUCUUUCAUGGAAAAAUGGAUUUUAUGAAAAAAUUUGUCUACCCGAUGAGGAGGAAAAAAAUUCGAUGUUCAAUAAUUAAAAUUGAGCUUAAGAUUUUUCUUAACAGCCUUGGCUCUUUAAACAAGGAUUUAAGUUUGGUACGUGCUAUCUUGGGUGUGUGGUCAGGUGAGGGACUGGGUAACCUAAAGAGGAACUUAUCUUAAGUAGAUAUCAACAGGCAAGGUCAAGGCAAAGGUUCUACUUAGUAGUAAAUAGCUGGGAUCUAUUCAUGGAUGACAUGUUUAUUCAGCUUAGAGAUAAAAUUGACAUUUAUGGACACAGUUACUUUCUCAGUUUUAAAGGGGCAACAACUUUAAUUGGGAUAGAGACAGUUGAAAAGCUUCUCAUAAGCAAAUUUUACUACAGCUAAGGGUGUUCUAGAUUUCUGAGGUUGUGGAACUAUUUUGUUGUGUUUUUUUUUUCAUAGUGUUAUUUUAUUGCUUCAUGUUUUUUUUUUGGGAGGAAGAAAAAAAAGCUUGAAAAAAUAUUUUUUUUAGUGCUGUUUGAAUCGUAUAUUUAAAUUUGAACUUUUUUUGUGUGAAUUUUAUUAGAAAAUCUCACUUACAGUAAAAUAAUUAUUAUGGUGUAUAGAAUUGUUUCAAGUCGCUAUGCUCCAAGGGAUAUGAACUGAACUACUGUAAACCUCCCUGAUAAAGAAGCUAUGCUUUCUGAGUAUGUAUGGGAUUAUCUGUGUGUCCAUUUUAUGGCUGGUAUUAUGUAUGGUUAUUGCUUCUCUGUUUGAUUGUCUUUGAGCUGUGAAAGCCAUGUAACUCGCAAGCACAAGGAUAUCAAAUGUUUUCCCUUGAAACCACUAUUAUUUCAUGUUAUAAUCUGUUGAGAAAAUUAUUUGGGUUCUGGUUUAUAAGUAAUAGGAAUAAAUUACAGGACAUUUUUUUUAUUUUAAAGGAGAUGAUAAAACAGUUCUAUCAAAUGAAUAAGCAUUUUUGAUUAUAAACACUGAGAUGAUGCUCACUAUCACAACUUAUGAUGCUAAUUAUCAAGACUUGUCAAGUAAUGUAAAGUAGUGUCUUGAAUAUAACUUUCUCUCUACAUUAUUUUCAGCAUUUCUUCUCAAUGGAAUCAUUCAUUUAUCUCAGUGAUACUAAAUAAACUUUAAGAAAUCUGUCAUCGGCACAAGCAGGGCUCAUCUGUGCCUGAGUGCUUUUGGGUUCUAGGAGUUAAACAAGGUUGAAAAACCCUAACCUGCCAUGAGUACUGGCCGACGUAACACUGGCCCCCGGACCGGCCCAGCAGGGGGUCCCAGGGUUCAGCAAGCAAAGCUGGUCCUCCUUGGAGACCAAGGAGUGGGGAAAUCCAGUAUUGCUCUGAGAUUUGUGCGUGGUCAGUUCCCUGAACACAGUGAAGCAACAGUUGGAGGUAAUGACAAGUGCAGAACUAUUUGUGUCUUUAAAUGAAUAAUGAACAAAAGUUAAACAUAAUUUUGGCAACACAAAAACUUGACGACCACAUAAUAAAUAACAGAGAUUUUGUUCAUGUAUUAUUUUUUAAAAUUCAUAGCAAUUUUAUAACUUUUUUCUCUCUUAAAGCUGCCUUCCUUACACAGACAGUUCAAGUUCUAGGCCAGACUCUUAAAUUUGACAUAUGGGACACUGCUGGCCAGGAGAGAUACCACAGUCUAGCCCCAAUGUAUUACAGAGGGGCCCAGGCAGCCAUUGUUGUGUAUGAUAUAAAUAAUUCGGUAUGUUAGUUCUUCAUUUAGGGAAAAAAAUGUACUGUGAUAAAUUCUAAAACUGUUUUUUAUGUACUUUUCUGUUAUAUAAUGUCUUCUGGUCACUGUUAAAAAGGCAUUCAUUGAACUAGAUUAAUAAGAAGGUUGGUAGAGGGGGGUGGGGCGCUUCAGUCUGGUUAGGUUAAAGGAAAUAUGUAUAAAAGGUGUGGAAAAACUUUGGACGAAACAAAUUGACGAAGGUGUGCUCCAAAAAGCCUUUGUCAGAGAACAGGACAAGCAAAGAGUGAUAAGUAUAACAAUAAAAACUUAGUUGAAAUGUAUAUCCCAGGGAGCAGCAAGAUGAAGGUGGUAAACUGAGUGUUGCAAGUAGACCAAGGGGAAAGGAAAAGAGGAUAUGAAUUUGCACAGCAAUUGGUUUUAAAAAGAAAGUAAGGGUAAAUCAUUGAACUCUAAGGUUGCACACAAUUUAUUUACCACUGCUUAUCUAUGGUAACGAUUAAUUAAUUAUAUUACCCUGGCACUAUAAUUUUAUAGUGUGUUUCUAAAUCCAGUGUAUCACAUUGCUACAAUUGCUUUUAUCAAUCAGUGCAUUACAUUGCUAGUAUAGCUAUUCACCAACCAAUGUAUCGUAUUGCUGUCAUUGCUAUUCCCCAAGUUCAUUUUUACCAUUGAUUUGAAACCUGAUAACUUAUUCUAUCCAGAACACAUUUAACAGAGCAGUGACAUGGGUGAAGGAACUGAGGCAGCAGGCUACAGGCAACAUUGUGAUCGUAUUAGCAGGCAAUAAGGCAGAUCUGGCUGCUGAACACAGAGCUGUGUCAACAGAGGUCACGGACUACUCUUUUUUGUUUUUUUGUUUUUGUCUUCACUUAAUUAAAAACAUGUGGCUAUCAAGUUUUACAGUUUUUUUAAAAAUACUCUUUCCUGGCUAGUUCAUCAUACAGUACAGAGAGUUAUUUAUCACCCAGGAUCCAUUACCCAUUACUAGAUUAAACAAAAAAAAUUUAAUUGAUUAUUUUCACAUACUGUUUAAGGAUAUAAUUUCUAAGGACUAUUUGUCAUUUAUACAUUUUUGACUGAAGUAAAUAAUAAAUCUUUGUUGAAUGCUCUAUUUACACUCUUACAAAUCAUGGUAAAGGUCACAUAAAGUUGCUAGCCAUAAAAACCAUACCAUGAAACCAAGACCAGCCAUGCAUACAUAUUUUAUGCACCAAAGCCUAAUUGGUGACCUUGGCAAGAUGGUUUGAUAACAGGGCAACACCACUGUAGAGGUCAGAUGCUGGCAAUUAUAGAUACAUUUUUGUGCUGGAAAUUGUAAUUUCCUUUCCCCCCCCCCCCCCCCCCCCCCCCAGUAGUUUAACAUGCAUGGGACACACUAUUCAAUUUUUUAAGUAUCAACUUUUGGUUUUGUGGAAUAAUAACAAACUUAAUUUUAAAAGAAAAUUAUUUAAAGUUAAAAAGAAGAGAAAAAAAAGAUAUUUCCACAGCUGCAUUCGUGUUUCACUUGAGAAAUGAAAAGUUCAAGUUUUAUAGUUAUAAAAAUUAUCUUUGUUCUUGAUCUAAAAUCUUUAUAUUUCAUGCUACUUUUUUGAGGCCAGUUAUUUAAUUAUGUCAGUAAAAACCCAGGAAACUAAAACAAGAUGCCACAGAGACGUCGGAUGUUAGCUAUCUCUCUUUUUAAAGAAUUGUAUGUAACUGUUACUUAAAAUAAUAAAAGCUACCGGUUCUAUAUAAACAAUUUUUGUUAAAAUAAAGCUUUGUAAAAUGUUUUGAAAUUGUCAGGGAUGGGGGCUGCUCAGGCUCAUAUCUUUUUGAGUGGCUCAUAUAGUAGAUGGAGGAAAAGUCAUUUCAGUAAGAUCAAGAUUGAUUUUUUAUGCUGGUUGGGUCUGUUUCUUUGUGUAAACAAAAGUAAAAAUUAUGUGCAACCAUUGAUCUGUUUUCUAUUAUGUAGAACCGUUGAUUUGUUUUUUACUAUUUAUUAUUUUUGCAUAUGAAAGAGUUUGAUUGUUUUUAAAAAAUAUUUCAGGAUGCUCGAGCAUUUGCAGAAGAGAAUGGGCUGAUUUUUGCAGAAGCUUCAGCUAAAACUGGUCUUGCAGUGAAUGAAAUGUUCAUGAUGAUUGGUAAGGGACUAUUGUUUGAAUCCAUAGUUUGUGCAGAUAAACCAUGGAUGCAUGUAUUCAUUUGUGGAUAAAACAGUUUUAAACAAUAUCAGUAUUUUACAGCUUAUCAUGUCCAAAAUCAGUAUUUGACACUCUGGCAGGUAUGAUCCACUUAUUUGGUUGGACAUGUAGCCCUUAAAUUAACUAUUCAGAGUUCAAGGGAAAUAUAUUAGUGUAGCUUGUGCCAAUAAUUAGACCUUAAAAUAAUGCAAUUUUUUAAGUUAAAAAAAAAAAAUAGAAUGCAACAUUUUAUUUUAAAUAAAAUUAUUUAUGUUUGUAAUGAAAUCCCUUGUUGUUAAAAAUGCUGUUGAACAAAAACCAGGAAGAAAGAAAUCAAAACUACAAAUAUUUUCGCACAAGUAAAUUAUUGCAUAAUUUAAUUUGUCUCAUGUGACUAUUCCAGCACAUAAAAUGGUAUCAAAGGCUCCAGGAACGGUGGGUCAGGGUCAAGGUGUUCGACUAACAGGCGAUGAAGAAAAUAGAUCAUCAGGCUGCAGGUGUUAACAAAAUCUGCCAGGAGUCACACGAUCAAAACAGUGGGUUCAGUAUGUCAGCAGUGUAGUUUAAGUGAACUGAGACGACAUGUGGAACAAUUUUUCACACUCUUCUUUGAAGUUUCCUGCAACAUGGAGUAAAUUGUAGAAAAUAAGCAACCCCUGUCUCUGAAGUGAUAGGCUCCUUUAUUGCUCAUAGCAAUGGUUUUAUUUCUUUGGAUGCCUGCACUGCAUGGAAAGCUCUGGAGCAUUCUCAUUUCAAAUAAACAGUGUUUUCCUUAUUGUGAUAUGACGGAGAGGGUUAAACUUAACCAACAAAUACAUUGCUACAUCUUGGCCAGUUCCUGCUCUACAAAUAUUGUAUUUUUUUUUUAAUGAUCUAGUUGUUUUGUCCGUUAAAGUGGACAUCAGUUUAUCUUUUCAUCUGGGCCAGUUCCUGUCCCAAAAAUGGUGUUUUUUUUUAUGAUCUAGUUGGUAUGUGAGUAGAAGUGGACAUCAGAUUUUGUGUUCAACUGGGUCAGGGUUGAAUGACUCCUGGUUGUGUAGGGUUAUCAGUUGAGUGGGUUCUUUACUGGCCAGCAGUAGCAAAAUACACACAUUUAUACAGACCAUCAAAUUUUGGCAGGUUUACAGUGAUGAGUCACUGAGCCACAGAUCCUCAUUAUUUUGGUGGGGUCCAAUGUUUACUUAUUAAUAUCAAAAGUUAUGAUUGUGGCAAUAGCCAGCCCGGAACAAUGAAGGUCAGUGCAUUAUAAUUAAUUAUCUUCCUGAAGUCUUUAGUGUUUAUUUCAUGAUGUGUCUUCUUUUUUUCCCCACACCAAUUGAAAAAUUUAUUUAAAAAAAAAAUUAAAACUCACAAUUAUUUUGUUUGUAAUAAACCUGUUAAAACGUGUUGUAUAUAUUUAAACCAUAAUAUUCCUUAUCAACUUGUGGGUUUUCAAUUUCAUAACAUACUACAAACUAAGAAGAUCAUCACUGUGUAAUUUAAGUCGAUGGCAAUGCAAAAUAGAUUCCAAUGAUUGGAUAUUGGUUUCAUAAUAUGGCUGGUAGAUAGUGGGUAAGAUUUAUAGCCAUAAAAAAAUUAAAAAAUACUUUUUUUUUUCCUUUCAUGAACACUUUCAAAAACAUGAUUUUCUGUAUUUAGAUUAUAAAAUAUUAAUUUUCAUUUCAAAUUAUAAUGGCCUUUGAUAAAAUUUGUUUACUCAAGCAUAAGUUUGAGAUUAACCUCUGAUAAUCGCAUCGAACCAAAUCGUGCUGCAUCAAUGUUUUUUAAGUUAAUACUCAAUGUCCUAAAAAUUGAUUGCGUAAUUUGUUUAGUCUUAAAUAUGAUGUGGGCUGUGUUAAAAAAUGUUUAGUUCAUAUAUGUAUGAACAAUUCUCGUAGAGUGGACAUGUUUUUGUGGCAAGAAUCUGUUACCUCAGCAAAUGCAACUAUUUUACCCAUCAUUUACAUCACUCAAUAAUUUUCUCAUCUCAUCAGUAUAAUACUUUCAUUAAUGUACAUUAUUUAAUUGAUGGGUUCAUCUUAUUUUUAUUUUUUUGGGGUGGAAUACAGAAGGAACAAUUGACAGAUUACAUUUUAAAAGUUCCUUUGUUUUUUUUAAAAAUAAAAUAAUACCUGUUCAAAUUUAUCUUCCCAAAACACAAGGAGAUGUACAAAUGUCUUUUUUUAACCCUUGUCUAGGAUAUUAUUUAGGCUUUAGAUAUCAGAGACAGUUAAUUAUAAAUGAUAAAUAUCUAUCUAAUGUAUAUUUAUCUAAAUUUAUUCAAGGGUCAUCUCUAGGGUAAUUUAUCAAAUCCAAUAAAUAUCAAUCAUAUAUUGAUUUAAUUACAGAACAAUGUUAGAUCCUUUUGUGUGUUUGUCAUGUCAGUUAAAGCACGGUCAGUUUUCAUCAAGGUUGUGGUAUCACUUCUUAUAGUUUCUGUAGUCCCAUGCUUUGUUUACUACAGGUGCCCGCACAGAAAUCUUACUCAAUGAAAACAUGUACGUUGAGUCCAGUGCCAGUCAAGUCAUUUCUUAUCAGAUGAAUGUUUCCAUCAAUGUUUCCCUUUUAUCUUGAUGUCUUACAUUUUCACAUGCUCCCAGAGGUGAAGAUUGAAAAGUUCUCUUGUCCUUGAGCUGAGCAGCUUCUGUAUUAGUCUGUGUCUGCCCCAGUCUUGUAAAUACACCAGGGUUUAUGUUGCCUGUAUGUCUGGUUACAAAUAGACAUGAUAUGUUCUCAAUAACGUUAUUAAAAAAAAUACUCAUUACUUUGUGCAGGUCGGUCAGUCCUGGCAGAGGCAUGGAUCUAUUUACUUCCCGCUAAAUUUACUCUGGACUCUAUACUAUGUUCUGAGUCACUCUGGUGGAAGUCUUUUGAUUAAUUAACAAACUCAUAGUCAGAUCUUCCGUGGUCUUUCAGUGUUUACUCUCCCCGAGCAAACUUGGCCACUGUUUCUAAACUCUCUGACCAAUGUGUUUGAAAUAAUUUCAUUGAUUGUAUGUAUUAUUACUGUCACGUCAUUUAUUCAGGAGAUGCUCUAGGGCAUCUUACAAUAAAUUUUGAUAAUGAACGUCAGCCAAUUAUAUUUUGAAGUGCAUCUGCCUUCCAUGUACAUUACUUGAUGUGAUUUGUUAUAUAUAUUUUUAUUCAUGGCCGAGUAUGGACUGCUUGUAUAUAGUCAUUGGUUUUGGUAUUAAAACUAUAUAGCUAUUGUUUGACUUGAGAUCACUUCAUUUAGUUGUAUCAUUAAGUGAACUUCAGUUAGUAUGAAAAAAUGGCACAGCAAUAUUCCAAUGACCAUAGGUCCUCAUUGUGAAACUUCAAAACGAUUAACUUCAAGGACUGUGAUUUAAGCUAUUUAUUUUAAACUGGAAAAAAAUGAUAAUUUUUCUUAAUUAUAAAUUAUAUUAUUUAUCAACAGAUUUUUACCAUUUUAAUGACAACGGGUUUAAAGUAAUUAAAAGAUUUUGAGAAAUACCAUUCAUGUAUUGAGGAUACACAUUUUUUUCAAUUCAUUUUUUUAAUAAUUGUAUUAAAUUAGAUGUUUCAUAUGGUAUGUGCAAUCAUAUUCUAAUUAGUUCUCUACUUCACAGGUAAAAUGACCAACAAUUAACAGUAACAGUUUCCUUCUUAUUUUUAAGACCCAGUUUCAAAAUCUAGUGAGACAUCUCUGCAUGUUAUAUCACAUCGGUCUGUUGCUGCCCACUGGUUUAAAAAUGCUGAUGUCUUCUAUCAAUUAAAUAUUCAGUUUUCCAUUAAUUGAUUGAAAUCACAGGAUGAGUUAGAGAAUGAAUAUAUUGUGACUCUUAACCAAUCUGUAUCAAUGAUGUGAGCAAGCUAUACACAACAUUAUUCAAGUAUCACUCUGAAACAAACAUAUUUCAAUAUGUGGGUAACUUUAGAUGAUAACAAAAUCACUAGAAAAGAAAUCCUUGGUAGAAACAAAUAAUGGAACUCAAUGGUCAAAUAACUUCUAAACAAAUUUAUUAUAUUUUUGACAACAAUAAAACCAGUAUAUUUUAUGGCACCGGAGCUGCAUAUCUUUUGAACUAAUAGAGUAACACAUCUAUUUAAUUUUAUUCUGUAUCUUGACAUUUAUUUUUAUAUUUAUUUUUCCACACUUCAGCUUAAAGUUUAUGGGUACUGCCUAUAAACUUCUAACAUAUUUGUUAUCAAUUACCAGUUGUUGAAAUUUUGCUUCAUUAUGACUGACCUUUUGUUAUGUAUUUUUUUUUCUUCUGUUUUCUGUCUCUUAAAGCCAAACCAACUAUUCUUUUAGUUUUCCCAUUAUUGACAAAAAUUCUUUUUGAUUGAAUUCAUUGUAAACCUUGGGCAGUUAAUUAUUUAUUUAAAGUUCCAUGUAUUUAUUUUUCUAAGGAAAACUAAUUCACAUCAUAACCUAUAAAAUUGAUUCAGUUGUAAUUCCCUUUUUGCUGGUUAAGUAAAUGGGGAAAUAAUCAGAAACAAAGGGAAGUAAUCACAAACAUAACAUAUUAGGUGAGCUGCAUGAGUGAAGUCAAAUUACUCUUGUUUAUCCCAUUCAGUAGUUUCUGUACCAUUGAUCACUAAUCUGCUUAUAAACUGUCUGAAUUAUGAAAACAUAAUUGAUUUCCCACAUUGUUAUCAAAUAAAAUACCAGACUAAGUUGGAAGAAUGACAAGCAUCAUGUUUAGUUAUACUUUUGUCAGGUACACACACCUUGUGAAAAAUGACACAUGCAAUGCUUUUUCAACUGUUAAGGAACGCCAAUAAUUUAUGUUCAAUUUUAUUUCAUCAGUGUCAACUCUUUAAUUCAUCAAAGGUUAUACAAAAAAUAAAUAAAUGCAGUCCUGUAAAUUAAAUAUAAGUGUGCACUUAUUUCUUACUAUCACACAGAUUGUAUACUUUUGAUAAAAUUUCCCAAUUUAAAGGUUAUUAUGUAGUGAAAAGUCUGUAACUGUAUGUGUAUCCUUUUCACUAACAAUAUUUUAAGCACAAAUCACACCGUUUUUCCAAUUAUGAAAUAUUUUUCAAAUAAUUUAGAUUCAUCAGAGCUAAAGCUUCCAGUGAAUUUGAUUUUAUCUGUAAACUUUAAAUUUUAGUUAUAAAUUCCAUUAUGAUAACAUAAGAGUCUUUUAUUAAAAUUUUUUUUAUUACAAUGUACAUAUUCAUUUUCAGCACAUAAAUAAAUACAUAUCUUAACCAAGACAAAAUUUUACAAUUAUAACAAUUUAAACACAAAACAUCAAAAGUAGAAAUCAACUAUCAAUGAACUCCCUUAAUGACAAUGAGUUAAUUAGUGAUCAUUUAGAUUUGGUAACCACAGAGGGAGCAAGCCGGUAAAUUCACACAGACUGGGAACAAAAGCAUUAUAAGUACCCAGUAGUUUGAGAAGCCUUGAUCCAAAUAAACACUGAAUAUAAAUUUGAACUAAUGAACAUGAGUUAGAAUUUCAGAAAGAAAUAUUAACUUCUAACAUUUUUUUGAAAGAUGUUUUUUUUUAAAUUAGUGAUAUUUCAUGUGUUGCAUUUAUUUGUAUUGAACCAGAUACUUGCUGCAUAUCCUUCCAUUGCUUGUGCCAUAAUAUUAAUAGGUAAAAUUGUAACUGGAUACACCUGAAUGUCCUGAAAAUUUGGGGGUGAAUAUGAAAACACUUCAUUUCAUUUAUUUUCAUUACAAGAUAUUUGACUUAUUAUGUUAGGCUGUAAUAAAAAACAGAUGACCCAAAGCAAAGCUAUAACCAGGACAUAACCCAUUUGCACUAAACAACUUUUAGUCUUAUUAGUCUUAUUCUUUAUCCCAGUGAAAAAGCAUUACUUUAAUUUGAAUUCUGAUCAUAUUUAGUUGGUUUAAAAUGUAUUGCCAUAAAACAAAUACUGAAUUGCUAAAAACUGUAUUUGAAUGAUUUAUAUGUACUUUUUAAAACAUCAUUUAUUUAUUGAAAGGUAUUUUAUUUGUAUGCUUGUUGAGUGCGUGUGCUUCCAUAAUACAUGUACACUAUUAUAUUUUCUUGUUCAUAAUAAAUAACAAUAAAGUCAUAUUUCAA